AUGAACAAGCAUGCCAGCAAAAUAAUAAUCAACGAUUCCUGGUCCUGGUGGGGCAGACUAUGGAGUAUGGGUAAUCGGGAAAGCGCCCAGUGCGACGACCAGUGUGCAAGGUACAGUCGUGAACCCCUGCCGCUUACCGCGACUAGCGGAAUCAAUGACCUCGGCUUGUCUUGCUGGCAGCACCACUCGCAGAAUAACGGCGCGCCGAAGUUCUUGCUUGGACCACACCACAGUGCAUGCCCUGCGCAGGCAAGACGGGUGCUCCUAGAUGUCAAUGAGAAGCUGAUUUCCUGGUUUGGAGAGCUGUUGCUCGGCCUUGCUCAUUUACGCCCAUUUUUAAGCAGCGCUCUAGAAGCCUGCCUCAAUAAGCACUGGCAUGCAGUCCGCAAAGGGCAACUAGCUCAUGGUAUCCGUCCAUGA
Messenger RNA from Colletotrichum destructivum, 420 nucleotides. RefSeq lists its product as uncharacterized. Lineage: Eukaryota; Fungi; Ascomycota; Sordariomycetes; Glomerellales; Glomerellaceae. The record is from RefSeq and is a predicted model, not a curated record. The transcript is spliced from 3 exons. The coding region runs from base 1 to 420 and encodes 139 amino acids.